AUGGAUUCAGACAUCAACGUUGCCUACGACGGAACAUUCGGCGACCUCAGCGCGGCUGGGGACACUGAACUGUUCACGUUCGAUGGCAAGUAUGACUUCGAGCUCAUGCCCACCGGCGACAACAGCUUUACCGCCAUCAACGAUGGGGCGGCGGCUGGUACCAUUUCGCCAAAGGAUUUGCUCAAUGACUCCGUUCCACCAUCGACUUCUUUUACGAAUCUGACGACUCCUGGUUCUACUCUCCUUGAGACUCCGGACGACUAUCAGACUUCUCCUCUUUUCACUGACAGCAUGACUGCCGACAACAACUGGUUUUCUCUAUUCCCCGACGAAAGUACGACUGACCAUGCCAUGGAGCGCACAUCGUCAAACCCAAUCAUGGUCCACCCAGGGGGAGAGAGCAACCGCAAGCGCAGCUCUACCAACGUGUCACCAAGACCUUUCAGCCCUGUUGUCAAGCACUCUACGAUCGCUGGUGUCGGUGCUCGCAAGCGUGACAAGCCUCUGCCACCUAUUCUUGUUGAUGAGGGUGACCCAGUGGCCUUGAAGCGUGCGCGAAACACUGCUGCCGCUCGUAAGUCACGAGCAAAGAAGGUUCAAGAGCGUGAUGAGCUUGAGACUCAGAUCGCCGAUCUACAGGCAGAAGUCGAAUUCUGGAAGCAGAGGGCGCAGGCUCUGGAGGCUACCCAAGCCACCGAGUAA
Molecule: messenger RNA, 702 nt
Organism: Zasmidium cellare ATCC 36951
Lineage: Eukaryota; Fungi; Ascomycota; Dothideomycetes; Mycosphaerellales; Mycosphaerellaceae
Exons: 1
Coding region: 1-702 (233 amino acids)
Biological process (GO): regulation of DNA-templated transcription
Molecular function (GO): DNA-binding transcription factor activity
Source: RefSeq, a predicted model, not a curated record